Rotaria socialis is the source of this 3900-nucleotide messenger RNA. NCBI's taxonomy places the organism in Eukaryota, Metazoa, Rotifera, Eurotatoria, Philodinida, Philodinidae. The record is from the annotation of a GenBank genome assembly.
AUGUCGUCAAUAAAUUAUAAUAAUCAAAUGCCCUUACAAGAUCCAAAUGCACCACCACGCAUGCGAAGAUAUAUCCGUCGUCGUGGUGGUGUUUUAGGGGCCAAUCAAUACAACAACAAUAAUGGGGCUAAUCAAUAUAACAAUAGGGCCAAUCCACAAUCAAAUUAUUAUGGAGGUAAUCCAUCAAACUAUGGGAGAAAUCAAUACUAUUCGAAUAGAGACAAUCAAUAUUAUUCAAAUAGAAGUAAUCAAUACAAUAAUUAUCGAAGAAAUCAAUAUAAUCGUCCAAAUUAUUAUCCUCAAAAUGUUUAUUACAAUCGUAAUUAUCGACCACCACAACAAAGCAAUCGUUUUGAUAGUCGGCCAGUUCGAUCAAGAAGAAGUGGUUCAAAUCAACGACGUCGAAGUCGCUCAAAUAGACCAAACAGUCGGGAUAAUCGUCCAAUAAAUCAACGUAGACGUGGUCCACGGCAAAUGCGAUUGAAUGAUUUCAUGCCACCUGAAAUACGUGAACCUUCACCUAAUCUUCCACCUGACUUCAACUUAGAAACAACAACAACAACAACAACAACAACAACUGCUCCACCAGAUGCAUUACCACAACGUGAACGUUUUGCAACAAUAAGAAAUACAACACAACCUUUUGUCGUCAAUCAAGAUAACCAACAGCCACAGCAACAACCACGACAACAACAAAAUCCACGACAACGUAGAACAACGUCUUCUUAUCGACGUCGACAAGGUCGUAACAAUCGAUUUACUGUAUUAGCUGAUGAAAAUGAAGAUGAAGAAAAUAAUAUUGAAAUGGACAUUAAAGAUGAACCAAUACCAUUUAAAGCAUAUAAUAAGAAGAAAAAGACUCGUCUAUAUCUUGAAUCAAAUCGAAUAUUAAAAUGGUUAGAAAAUUAUUCGAAAAGUUCAAAAAAUGCUGUAAGUGGUCGUGGUAAUCAAGCAUAUGUACUAGCUGCUACUGCAAUUUACGAUGAUUGGAUUCGAAAUAAUUAUGAAUUACAAGUCUGGCAAGCCUAUUUAAAAAUGGGCAAAGAACAUAAACAUUGGGCUAAAGAAGUUGUUCAACGUACAAAAAGACGUGACGACGUACUGAAUACACGAUUUGUUCAAAAGAAAAUUAAUCAAUUUACUGGCAAUAUUUCUGAAGCAAGUGCUGCAAUUUCAGAUUUACAAAUCCAAUUAUCUGCAUAUUGGAUACAAACUACAUCUGAAAUAACAAAUCAAAGAUUAGCUCAAACAAUAGCUAAAAAUAUACUACUUGAAAGAACACGUCAGACAACGACGACAGCAGCAACAGCAGCAGCAACAACAGAUACAGACGAUGAAUUUUCAACAACACGAGCUCCGACUACUACUACUGCAAAAAAUUAUGCUAGAGAACCAGUUGAUCGGAUUGAAAAAUUUAUAUUAGAAUAUAUUAAAUCUUGUACACAACAUGUUCAAAAGAUGGCUCAAAUUCGAAUUCAGUUAGCUAAAGCUCAAAUGGAAGAAUUCAAGGCCUUAGAAGAUUUUGAACAGAUUGCCACAACAACUCAAUGGAAUCUUCAUCUAAUAUUAAAACCAAAAGUUAAACUUUGGUCAAUUAAAAGUAAAAAUUAUCAAAUACUUUCAAAACGUGUAAAAUUUGAUCUAUUACCUAAAUUUAUUGAUAAAAUUGACAACAUUGACUCUUCAUUGAAGAUUGAUGAAUCAAUUAUAAAACAAGAUGAAGCACAAGAGAUGUACAAUCAAAUGCGUCAAAUUACUAAAGAUUUUCGUACUCAAACAAUGACGUUACAUAUUCAAUCUGCUGCUCGAGAAUACGAAGUAAUAUUACAUCAACUCAAUAGCAUCAUCGAAAAAUUUCCUCAAAAAAAUGAUGAUGAUGGAUCUGAUGCUGAACCUGGUUAUGCAGCAUUUAAACAAUAUCAUGAACUGCCGAGUCGUGGGCAACGACAACAAUCAACAAGAAGAAGAAGAAAAACAAACAACUGCUCCGACUCUAGUACGUUCACUCGGCGAGGACUUCUUGGUCCCGCAAUAAUUAAUCAAGCAAAUAUAAAAUUAACUGAGCAAGAACAUCAAUUAUUAAAAUUAGGUCCACGUUUUAUAUUCGAUGACCCCAAAACAGCAUCUCGACGAAGGACAACUGAAUUGGCGACUUUGAAACGAAAAAUAGAAGCUCGUUUCUUUGAAAAGAAAGUAAGCCCCGGUCGUCCAGUCGAACAAUUCAUUGCUGAAUUAGAUGUCUUGCUCCAGAAUCUACAUAAUAUCCCAACUACUAAGAAACAAAUACAUUUUAAUAAAACUCAAACAAAUAAAUCUUUUGACACUUUAUCUUCAAUUAUUCAAUUAAGUCAAUCAAGUCAAUCCAGUCAAUCUCAAACUAUUAUUCGUCCAAGAAAAAAGAAAAAUUAUGGUCGAAUAGUUAAGAGAUUAAAAUAUAAAAUUCAUCUGGCUAAUACAGUAUUAAGAAAAACUGAUAAGUCAAAAGUAUUUCAUUUAGGUACAAUUGAUCAUUAUCAGAAAAAAUCUGAAGAAUAUAUGGAGAAAACACAAGCAUAUCAAUGUCUUGGUACUAUUGAUCCACUUCCAGAUUUAAUUCAGCGAACCAAUAAAUACCUAUUAGAUUUAAGACUGGCCAAAUGGAUUACUCAAAAACAAUAUGAGCAAUUAAGUAUUAAACCAAAUGAGGUCGAAUUAGCUCAUUUAUAUUAUUUACCAAAAGCUCAUAAGCCUGGUACUCCUUUAAGACCAAUUAUAUCUGGUUUGAAACAUCCAACAAUUAAGAUAUCAAAACUUCUUGAUGAUUUACUUCGACCAUUAUUCGAUCAGAUGGCAUUAAAUUCUACUGUCACUUCUGGUUUUGAUUUAGUUAAACAAUUACAACAGUGGUCAAGGAAUAAUUUCAGACAAGAUACAACAUUUUGUACAAUUGAUGUCACAGACCUUUAUACUAUGGUACCUCAAAUAGAAGGAGUGCUUUCCUUAAAGAAAAUGUUAGACCAGUUAAAAUUAAAACAAGUCGGUGGAUUAAAAGUCGAAACAAUUAUUAGACUAAGUCGACUUGUUAUGACAAAUAAUUACUUUUCUUAUAAUGGUCAAUUUUAUCAUCAAGUAAGAGGAGGAGCAAUGGGUUCUCCUCUUACUCUAACUAUUUCCAAUUGCUACAUGUACUUCUUUGAAAGACAGAUAGUUAAUCAAAUUAGAAAUAGUGGUGGACUUUAUUUCCGAUAUAUUGAUGAUAUAUUUAUUACAAUUAAUUGGCCUGUUCGGCAUUUACUCAAACAAAUCGAAAGAUGGAAUAAAUUUGAUGAAAACAUUAAAUUAUCUGCAAAUAUUGGUUCAAUUGUCAACUUCCUAGAUUUAAGUAUAGAAAAUCAAGAUGGCCAAUUAUAUACGACAGUUUUCCAGAAGCCAUCCUAUGAACCAUAUUAUUUACCCUUUAAUAGUAUUCAUCCAUUACAUAUGAAAAAGAAUAUUCCAUUUGCCAUGUUACUACGUGCCAUUAGAUAUUGUUCAACAUUUGAAUCAUAUCUAAAUGAGCGUGAAAAGUUAAGAAUGGCUUUAUUACUUAAUAAAUAUCCAAAUAAGAUUAUCGAUGAACAGUUCAAUAAUAUGCUAUUAAAAUUCAAUGUCAAUGAACCAUUAACCUUGAAUAAUUAUGUUAGCUAUCGUCAAGCUGUUAUUAAUUCUCCUAUAAAAGAGAAAUUGUCGAUCAAUUACGAGAAAUCGAUAUUUGUCCACUUUACUUAUUGUUCAAGUAUGAAGACAUUUCCAAUUAAAUUUCAUACCUUAUGGGACAAAUAUUUUGAUAAAUCUCCAAUAAAUGAAAUUACCCCAAUACUUGGCACAAGAAAUGUUGAUAAUCUACAAAGACGAUUAAUACACACCAAAUCGAAAAAUUAA